This is a messenger RNA of Phycodurus eques (leafy seadragon), 8324 nucleotides long. RefSeq names its product alpha-tectorin-like. NCBI's taxonomy places the organism in Eukaryota, Metazoa, Chordata, Actinopteri, Syngnathiformes, Syngnathidae. Gene Ontology annotation, biological process: cell-matrix adhesion. Gene Ontology annotation, molecular function: protein binding. The record is from RefSeq and is a predicted model, not a curated record.
CUUUGCUGAUUUAGCCUAAGGUGGAUGUUCACUUCUCUCCGUCAUUAUUCCGCAUCUCUGAUCUGCCUCCACUCCCUCGCUACUGGACAUUCCUACGCCGUCCCUCCCCUUUCCUCCUCCCUUCUUGUACAAGCUCUCAUCUCCUGUUAAAUUUGCCUCAUGCACAGUUUACGCACACGACAAACCUCAUUUGAAGGAUUCGCAUGGACUGUGUUUGAUUUGUGGAAGUUGGAGAACGGACGCCAUCAACUUGUUGGCGCCGUGGAUGCUCAUCCACUAGAUGGGCCUGCGCUGCGUAGAGGUUGCCAGGCUGGAUUGGAGAGGCGCUCCAUGGCCGUCUUGUGGAGGCAGGAUGUUGAGGCCAGUCUGUGCGGUCCUUCUGCUCUGCAUCGUCAGCGUACCCGCUCGCACGAGAGUCAGUACUCGUAAUGUCCUGUAUCCGUUUGGACCUGACCACAUGGAUCUGGAGACCCCCAAGAUGGAUGACGGGAGCUCCCCUGAGAUUCCUCUGCUCGUGCCCUUCGUUUUCUUCAGUACCCCUUACCGCACCAUUUAUAUCAACAAUAAUGGCGUGAUAUCCUUUAACGAGCAUGUGAGCCAGUUCACGCCAGAAGCGUUCCCCCUGAGUGACAGCCGCUCCUUUAUCGCCCCCCUAUGGGCGGAUGUGCACAACGGGAUCCGCGGCGACGUCUACUACAGGGAGACCACCCAGCCGCAAAUACUGGAGCGGGCGACGCAUGACGUCCGGCGACAUUUCAAGAACAUUCCCAACUUCACGGCCACCUGGGCCUUUGUCACCACGUGGCACCAGGUCACCUUCUACGGCGGGAGCCAGACAACCCCGGUGAACACAUUCCAAACUGUGCUAAUCUCAGAUGGUGCAGUGUCCUUCGCUCUGUUCAACUACGAGGAAAUCGCCUGGAGCACAGGCACGGCCAGCGGUGGAGAUCCUCUAACCGGACUGGGUGGCACUACAGCUCAGUCAGGUUUUAAUGGCGGGGAAAUCGGACACUUCUUGAACCUGCCACGAUCGCGGUCCAACGAUGUGGUGAACAUAGAGCAGACCACCAACGUGAACAUUCCAGGACGCUGGUUCUUUCGUGUUGACCCAGAGCUGAUCGACCCCGCCAAUGGCUGCAGCUACAAUGGUCGUUUUUACAGACGAGGUGAGGUCUUCUGGCUUUCGGACCGCUGCUUACAACGAUGCCGCUGUCUUGACGUCGACAACGAGGUGCUCUGCCAAGACACUCCAUGCAGCCAGCUGGAGACCUGCGAGCAGCAGGAGGGGGCCUUUUACUGUCAGCCCACCCGCACCAGCACCUGUGUGGUGUUCGGUGACCCCCACUACCACACAUUCGACGGUCUUCUCUACCACUUUCAAGGAACCUGUUCCUACCUGCUGGCUCGGCCAUGCUGGGAAGCCGCGUGGCUGCCUUUCUUCAGCAUAGAGGCCAAAAACGAAGACCGUGGGGUGUCGACAGUCUCCUGGCUGAGAGAUGUAACCAUAGAGGUCUACAGUCACCGAGUCACAUUGCUCAAAGGAAGUUUGGGAAACGUUCAGGUGGAUGGCUUGGUGAAGACUCUACCGGUCCAGCUUCAGCUUGGUGCUGUCAAAGUCUACCAGUCUGGAGUGGCUGUUGCUUUGGAAACAGAUUUUGGACUCCUGGUGACGUACGACGGCCAGCACUAUGCCUCCAUCUCCCUGCCGAGCUCUUACUUCAACAACACGUGCGGCCUGUGCGGGAACUACAACGACGACCCCGCCGAUGAUCCUGUCCUUCCUGACGGCACCCUGGCGGAAAGCGUGGCUGAACUGGGCGGAGGCUGGCGAGCGGAGGGCGCCGACUGGCAUUGCACUGACGGUUGCGUAGACAACUGCAGCGUGUGCGAUGUGCUAACGGAGGCCUUCUUGUUUGGCUCAGACUACUGCGGGCUCAUAAACAAAACUGACGGAGCUUUCAGGGACUGCAGAGCCGUGGUGGAUCCCACCGCUUUCGUGUUUAGUUGUGUCCACGAUAUGUGUAGCAACAAGGACAAUAUCACAACACUCUGCCAAGCCAUCCAGGCCUACGCUCUGGCCUGUCAGGCACUUGGUGUCACAAUCCAUCCCUGGAGGUCUCGGACCUUCUGUGCCCUGACGUGUCCACCGUUCAGCCACUACCAAGUGUGCACCAGCGCCUGUCCGGCCUCCUGCUCGGAUAUCACCGCUCCCUUGUAUUGCGCCCACCCUUGCACCGAGGGCUGUCAGUGCGAGCAAGACUACGUCCUCAGCGGCAACCAUUGUGUACAGCGGGAUGACUGUGGCUGUGAGAACAAUGGUCUCUAUUACCCUCUCAAUGACACUUUUUGGGCAGGCCCCAGCGGCGAAGAAGGUGAAUGUAGCCUCCGAUGCACCUGCGUGGGCGCGGGCGAAAUCUCUUGCUUCAAUGAGUCUUGCAAGGAAGGCGAGGUGUGCACGGCGGAGGUGGGCACGCUAGGUUGCUACCCUCGCCGGGAGGGGCUGUGUUCAAUCGCUCAGAACGCUGUGACAUCAUCCUUUGAUGGCGCCUUCCUGCUGUUCCCAGAUGACAGCUCCUACUACCUACUGAGGCUGUGUGGGGCUGUGCCAGCUAAUGGUUCAAUGGUGGAGGUGAAGAUAGGCAGACGGCUGGUGAACAAAGCCCCUGCUUGGAAAAGACCUGUGGUAGUCACGGUUGCUAGCCUGGAGGUUCAGGUGGGAGGGCUGGAUUUGGAAACGGUAAAGGUCAACGGCAAACUGACCACCCUCCCGUACGUCCAUCCGACACAGACCAUAAAGGUCUACAGAGCAUCGGGUAACGCCACGGUGGUGGAAUCCCGUGGUCAACUUCGUGUUCACUACACACAACAGGGAUCUGUCAACAUCUCCCUCUCCACCGCAUUCUACAACGUCACCUGUGGUCUGUGCGGUGUCUUCAACGGUGACCCCGCUGACGACUUCCGCCUCCCCAACGGACGCCUGGCGGAGUCUGCCUCACAGUUCUCAGAGGGAUGGCGUUCCAUCGCCGACGACAUUACGUGCAAUGGAGACUGCGAAGACUUGUACCGCAUGUGCACGGACCUACGCCACUAUCAGAGUCCGUGGAUGUGCGGCAACAUCAACGACCCCGGGAACAGCUCCUUCCUGGCGUGUCAUAGGGCAGUGAACCCCUCACAGUUUUUCCGGAACUGCUUGUACAACAUGUGCGUGAAGGACGGCGACCGCUCGGCCCUCUGUUCCUCGCUGCACGCUUACGCCGCUGCCUGCCAGGAUGCUCAGGUGGUUGUCACUUCCUGGAGGAUAACCACCGACUGCCCUUUUCCCUGUCCGGCCAACAGCCAUUUCGAUGAGUGCGCCAGCGCUUGCCCCCUGACGUGCUCUGGCCUGGACCGGCCUGACGCACCAUGCCCGUUACCGUGCGGCGAGGGCUGCCGCUGCCGGAAUGGCUUCGCCCUGCAGGACGGCAUGUGCGUGGCCCGCAGCGAAUGCGGCUGCACAGGCCCCGAAAGUAACCGCCGGCUGCCCUCAAAUCACACUUUCUGGAAGGACAGGGCCUGCCUGGAGCGCUGCUACUGCAACGGUUCAGACAACAGCGUAUACUGCUUGGUUGUGCCGUGCCACCCUGAGGAGUACUGCCACGAGGACGACGGGUUGUACUACUGCAGGCCUCGCACUGAGGCUCUGUGCGUGGCGGCCGGUUAUGGCCAUUUCCUGCCGUUUAGCGGUGUUCCGUUUGAGCUGCAUAGCUCUUGUAGCCUGAGCUUGGCCACCACUAACUGUGGGAGCAGGGACACUGCAAUCAUAAGUGGAAGUUUGCCUCCAUUUAAAUUAUCAGCUCUUAAUGAGGAGAGGGACACAGGCCAGGCGGUUUGGGUGAGGGGCUUCGUGCUGGAGGCCUUUGACUUUGAGAUUGAGGUGUCCCGAAGCUACAAGAACACCGCCAUGGUGAAUAAGGAGCGGUUGUACGUUCCUGUGACGCUCGGCCCGGGGAAGGUCACCAUCUUCACUUUGGGCACAGUGCUCGUCCUGGAGACGGACUUCGGCCUCAAGGUGGUCUUCGACUGGAACACCCUGCUCUUGUUGACUUUACCCCGUCACCUUUACAACGCAUCUUGCGGCCUCUGUGGGGGUUUGCCCUCAGCCUCUGUCAGCCACACCGCUGACCGCUGGGGCGCGGCCUGGGCCGAGAAGGACGCUUUUUGCCGGGUGGGCUGCGGCGAUUCGUGCCCGAGGUGCGGCACGGGGGAUAAAAACCUGCCGGGUGAUAGCUCGAUUGUAUUGGCUGGCGAAAAUGGCGACACGGAAGACAACCCCACAACCGGACUCCGUUCCCGUCCGCGAGACGGUCUCUACGUGUUUGCGGAGCCCGAGACAGCGAGCCUGUGCGGCCUGAUGGUGGAUCGCGAGGGUGCGUUUGCAUGCUGUCACAGUAAGGUGGCGCCAGGGUUCUUUUACCAAAGCUGCCUGCGGGACGUCUGCUUGGACGGUGCUCAGGAAACCGUUUGCGGCUGGCUGCAGGCCUACGCCAUCACCUGUCACACGCAAGGGGUGCCUGCCACCGACUGGAGGGGUGACACGCCAUGUGUCCAGAGAUGUCCGCCAAACAGCCGCUACUCCAGGUGCGUGCCGGUGUGCCCGCCCCAGUGCGCGUCCGCCCGCGGCCCGAGGGAUUGCACCCAGGACUGUGUGGAGGGCUGCCAGUGUGACCAGGGAUACGUCCUCAAUGGCAAGAGCUGCAUCCUGCCUCAAGACUGCGGCUGCUACACUGACGGCAAGUACUACGAGCCCAAGCUGCUGUUCUGGAACGGAGAUUGCACCAAGCGUUGCCAGUGCAUUGGCCGCAACCUGGUGCAGUGCGACCCGCGCCGCUGCAAGGCGGACGAGGAGUGCUCCCUGCGUCACGGCGUACGGAGCUGCUUCGCGCGGCGCUCCCAUCAGUGCGUGGCGUCGGGCGGCGGCGUGUUCAAGACCUUUGACGGCGCCUCGCUGCGCCUGCCCGCCUCCUGCUCCUUCGUGCUGUCCACCAACUGCCACAAACUGCCCGACCUCUCCUUCCAACUCAUUGCCAACUUCGACAAGCACAGCACGCCCAACCUCACCACCAUCUCCCACGUCUACCUCUACAUCAACGAGGAGAACAUCCUCAUCUCGGGCAACACGGUCAAGGUGAACGGCACCCCGGUGUCGGUGCCGUUCGUGACGGGUCUGAUGACGCGCCUGUCCGCGUCGGAGGGUUUCAUCGACAUCGACUCGCCGCAGGACAUCCGGGUGCGCUACAACCGUUACAACACGCUGAGCGUCAGCAUGGGCGCACGGCUGCAGGACAAGCUGUGCGGCCUGUGCGGCAACUUCAACGGCGACCCCGGCGACGACUACAUCACCUCCACGGGCGGGGAAGCCGCCAGCGCUCUGGAGCUCGCCCAGAGCUGGAAGACCAACGGCAUCCAGCACAGGUGCGACGAAACCCAAUACGUGGCGCUGGCCCGGUCGUGCGACAACUCUGCCGUGCUAGCUCUGCAGCGCGAGGACACGUGCCUGAAGUUGACCGAGCCGAAGGGCUUCUUCCAGCCGUGUCACGGCCUGCUGGACCCGCGGCCCUUCUACCAGUCCUGCUACCUGGACGGCUGCUACAACCAACGCGGCGCACAAGUGUGCGGCUCGCUGGCCGCCUACGCCGAGGCCUGCCGCUCCAUGGGCGUCCUCACCACCAAGUGGAUCGCCCAGGAGAACUGCUCAGAAUGGAUCUACGACCCGUGUGCAACGGAGACCUGCACCAACUUCACAUGCGAGCUGGAGAACGGAGGCGACCUGUGCGGGUGUCCCGAGUUGCCCGCCAGCCACCAAGGCGACGACGACGUGAUCGAGGCGGAGGUGACUUGCAAGCCGGCCAUGAUGGAAGUGUCCAUCUCCAAGUGCAAGCUCUUCCAACUGGGCUUCCAGCGCGGCGACGUUCGCGUCAACGACCAACGCUGCGUCGGCGUGGAGGGAGAGGACUACAUCUCCUUUCACAUCAACAACACCAAAGGACACUGCGGCUCCAUUGUACAUUCAAAUGGCACCCACAUUAUGUACAAAAACACAGUGUGGAUCGAGAGCGUCAACAACACGGGCAACGUCAUCACUCGGGACAGAACCAUCAACGUGGAGUUCUCCUGCGCAUACGAGCUGGACCUGAAGAUCUCGCUGGAGACCGUCAUCAAACCCAUACUCAGCGUGAUCAACCUCACGCUGGCCACCCAGACGGGCAACUUCGUCACCAAGAUGGCGCUGUACAAGAACGCCUCGUACCGCCAGCCGUACAGGGAGGGCGAAGUGGUCCUCAGCACGAGGGACGUCCUCUACGUGGGCGUCUUUGUGGAGGGCGCCGACGAAAACCAGCUCAUCCUGGUGGUCAACAUGUGCUGGGCCACGCCGUCACGCAACAGCAGCGACCGACUGCGCUACGUCGUCAUCGAGCGAGGGUGUCCCAACAUCAACGAUAACACCAUCGGCAUGGCACAGAACGGCGUGUCGCUCACCUGCCGCUUCCACGUCACCGUCUUCAAGUUCAUCGGCGACUACGACGAGGUGCACCUGCACUGCGACGUUUCGCUGUGCGACGCCGAGAGACACGCCUGCAAAGUGAAUUGUCCGCCGAAGAGGAGGAUGUCAUCCAAGGAUAAGAUGCUCAAAGAUCACAUACUCAGUGUUGGGCCCAUUCGAAGACGAGCGUUGAACUGGUGCGAGGAGUACAACGGCGGCUGCGAGCAGAUGUGCACCAGCACGGCGAGCGGUCCGGUGUGCAGCUGCGUCACCGGGAUGCUGCAAGCGGACGGGACGAGCUGCCGCACUUUGAGUUCCAGCUGCAGACUCGCACCUGCACACCUCCUGCUGAGCGCCGCCGUUUCUGCGCUUCUUCUUCUUCGCUGACGCACAACUGCAAACAGAAAAGACUUGAACGCGCAAAAGACUGGCGGUGUGAUUCAUUACUUCCACCUCAUUCUGUCCUUUACUGUUAUGCGGGAGAUUGUUUCUAAGCGUUGUGUGUCCCUGGGUGUUUUUCCUUUUGUUGUCACUAGGUGGCGCUGUAGGGCUCGUGUUUUAGUGUUGAUAUGUCCUCCAACACAGAGGUGGAGAACCUAUGCUGGCGACAUAUACUUUAAAAGUUCUCAUUUUCAGGGACUAGAACAAAAGAAAAAUUAUAUGUGAAUAAAUGUGUACAAUUACAACAACAAAAACAUUCCAGAUUCUAUGUGAAUGUAUUUUAAUAUUACAACGUUCAUACACACAAAAAAACCUAUACAAACAAAUAUUAGGAAAAAUGUAAAAAUGUUCAGAGAAUUAAGUUGUAAUAUGAAGACAACAUUUUGAGAAAAAGGGAAUACAUUAAUUAUUUACAACCCUAAAAGUUGUAAUUUUACAAUCACAAAAAUACAAACAAAAAGAUCCAGAUUUCACAUGAAUGUGUUUGAAAUUGAAGGGCAAACUUGUAAUUUUACAACCAUAAAAGCUUCGUUUUUCAAAAUAGAGAGCAAUAGUAAAGUUGUAAUUUUUUUUUGCUACGAGUCAUAAAAUCACAAGGACAAAGUGGUAAUUUUCCAAGAAUAAAGUAUAUUUAAUUUGAAUUAUUUUACAAAAAAAGUUAGUUUUGUGGGGAUUAUGUUGAAUUUUUACUCUAGUCAUAAUAUCAAAAUUGAGAAAAAACGCAUCAUUUUCCAACAGAAAAGUUUGUUUUGUGACAAUGUCAUCAUUUUACAAAAAUGUCAUAAAAAUAUGAGAAAAAGUAGCAAUUUGGUAAUUUUGCAAAUAUAAAAUUGUAUUUCAAGAGAAAAACAUGAUUUGUGAGAAGAGAAUAAAGGAAAUUCAGAGGGGGAAAAAAGCAUUAUUUUGGGAGAGUAAAGUCAUAAUUUUACAACAACAAAGUUGUUAUACUGAGAAAAAACUAUAUUGUGAGAAGAGAAUAAAGAUGCAAUAUUCGAGACAGAAGUAAUCAUUCUUAAUUCUUAGCAUAAAGUCAUUGUCACAAGAGCAAAAUGGUAAUUUUCCAAGAAUAAAGUUGCAAGAAUACAAGGAAAAAAUACAUUAUUUUAUAAUAAAAUGUGGUAAUUUUUUGGAGUAAAGUCAUAAUUUUAGAAGAAUAAAGGCAUAAUAUUAAGAGUAUUUUUUAGUAAGAUUAAAGUAUCAAUAAUUUGAGACAAAAGUGAAAAAAGGUUCCUCACCCGUGAUUUGUGGAGGGAUCGAACAAGACGUCCGUUUCGUAAUAUCGCACUUUAUCUCAGGGUAUUCCGUCAUGCGUGACUUUUCCCGUGUUGUCUAAACACGGCGUCUGGCCACGCCUGGUUUGCUU